Molecule: messenger RNA, 1522 nt
Organism: Danio aesculapii
Lineage: Eukaryota; Metazoa; Chordata; Actinopteri; Cypriniformes; Danionidae
Gene: cryba1l1
Product: crystallin, beta A1, like 1
Exons: 7
Coding region: 676-1302 (208 amino acids)
Biological process (GO): visual perception; lens development in camera-type eye
Molecular function (GO): structural constituent of eye lens
Source: RefSeq, a predicted model, not a curated record
CUGACCAUGAUGCUGCCGACUCUGUCUGUGAAUCCGUAAGAGAACAGACUGGGAACGUCGUCAUCCAUGAUCUCCAUCUUGCGGCCCUUGUAGUCUCCAACCUCAUACAGGCAGAUCUUGUGCUUCUCGGGGUCCUGCAGCAAAAAACAAACAAACAAAUAAUCAAUGCAUUUUCCUAACAGAAUCUAAAAGUACUACAGGAAUCAGAUGCACACCAUUCUGACGGGUCUGAAGGAAAGCAGGUAGUCGUUCUUCUGGCAAUUGCUCCAAGAAUCCCAGCGAGGAUAUUCGCCCUUCUCCAGGAUGUACAUCUCACCGCAGAAGUUCAUCUGCUCGAAACCAACAAAUCUGCACAGAAAAAGGACUGCUGACCUGCACGAACAUACUGGGGCCAAACCCUUUGUGUCCCCUGCUUUCACCCAAAACACACCGCUACAGCGACUGAAUGGGCUCUCAACACCAGUGUGGCUCUUCUAUAGUAUGUGCUGAGCUGGCGACCCUCCGGCCUGUCCACCGGCCGCUCUCCACGCGCGUCGCGUGCGCAAUGGCGGCCGCGCGCAUUGUAGUGCGCGCACACGACGGCCGGUAUAAAACCGCAGCGCCAGAUUCUCUCAAAGCUCCACGCGAUAGCAGUGUUCAGGCGCGUGCCACACAGUGACUAAACACGAAAUAAAGAUGUAUAGGUUUACUCGAUCCGCCAUGAUGCAGCCCAUGAUCAGCUCUGGCAUGGGAAUGGCUCCUUUCUUCAGGGUGACCGUGUUCGAGCAGGAGCACUUCCAGGGUAAAUGUCAGGAGUUCACCAAUGAGUGCUGCAAUAUCCAGUGCUGUGGCUUCGACAACAUUCGCUCCAUCCGCGUGGAGAGCGGCGCCUGGGUGGGAUACGAGCACCACGACUUCCAGGGCCAGCAGUUCAUCCUGGAGAGAGGAGAGUAUCCUCAUUGGGAUGCCUACAGCGGAAACCUGUCUUACCAUGUGGAGAGACUCAUGUCCUUCAGACCCGUCUACUGCGCUUCUCACCAGAGCAGCCGCAUGACCAUCUUCGAGAGGGAGAAUUUCCUGGGCCGCAACGCUGAGCUGUGUGAUGAUUACCCGUCUCUGCAGGCCAUGGGAUGGUGCCGUCCUGAAGUGGGAUCCAUGCAUGUGCAGUGCGGCGCUUUUGUGUGUUACGAGUUCCCGGGCUACAAGGGCAGGCAGUACAUCAUGGAGUGUGAGAGGCACAGCGGAGACUUCCAGCACUGGAGGAACUGGGGAUCCCACAGCCAGACACCUCAGAUCCAGUCCAUCCGUAGGAUCCAGCACUGAGAAAACCUCCAACCCGCCCCGACACACAACACUCUUCUUCCUCCUCACCAGUGUCUUUGUACUGCUAGAAACACACACUUUUACGCUGCACGCUCACCAUGGUGUGUGGGACGAGGGUGUGGGUCACAGUUACUGACGAAGACUGACCCUUCAGAGAUGCUCCAAAACAGCUCAGGUGGAACUCAAAACUACACACACUAAUAAAUGCUUGAUAAUUAAA